This is a messenger RNA of Cylicostephanus goldi, 377 nucleotides long. The record is from the annotation of a GenBank genome assembly. Lineage: Eukaryota; Metazoa; Nematoda; Chromadorea; Rhabditida; Strongylidae.
AUGGUCAUGUACGACAGUCUUAUCGUUGUGGUUAUGAUCGACCUAGUGGGCUUAGCUAUCAUAGGUUUGAUAACGCGUUCGCCAACCUCGUCAGGUUUUGAGAAGACUGAUGAUGCGAUAGUUGAAACAUUUUUCAUGACCAAAGGGCGUGAUGCUGAUCUUGGUUCCUUACACCUGAUCGUAGUAGGAGACAUCGGAGGGCUGCCUUUUUAUCCAUACUACACUCGUGCUCAGCGCAAAGUUGCGCAGACCAUGGCGAAAUGGGCCAUCGGGCACAAUCUUCAUGGUGUCAUCAAUGCUGGCGAUAACAUGUAUUUUACUGGGGUAAACAACGAAUACAGUUAUAGAUUCAGAGUAAGUUCAUUACAAUUCUGAAA